Aspergillus alliaceus is the source of this 902-nucleotide messenger RNA. RefSeq names its product SDR family NAD(P)-dependent oxidoreductase. Bases 1 to 765 code for a protein of 254 amino acids. Gene Ontology annotation, molecular function: oxidoreductase activity. The transcript is spliced from 6 exons. The record is from RefSeq and is a predicted model, not a curated record. Lineage: Eukaryota; Fungi; Ascomycota; Eurotiomycetes; Eurotiales; Aspergillaceae.
AUGACACCUAUGGAACACCUAACCAGGGAGAGACCUCUGCUUUAUAUGGCCUUUACUCUGGAUGGAGGCAUUGCUCUUGUCACGGGGGCUGUCUCAGUAAUCUGGAAGGAGAGGGCCUUUGCCCUCGCCCAGGCCGGUGUAGAGGGCCUCAUUGAGGACAAGAAUUGGGCAAAGCAUCCUUCCUUUCGCGCUACGGCUGUCCAUGUAGACGUUUCCGACGAGACCACCGUGGACAACAUUGGUGAAGUUGCAGCGAGAGACUAUGGAAGGAUAGAUUACAGUGUACACUCAGCAGGGAUGAGUCAGGCGACAAUUGAGCAUCUCAAAAUUCACGUAUAUGACCAGACGAUGGCGAUUAAUGCUAAAGGUACGAUGUUGGUCUUGCGGGCUGUCGAGGCCGCAAUGGCUAACCAGAAGCCCCGCAUGCACCAGAGCCCUCGUCACGGUACCUGGCGUAGUUGUGGUCGGGACUCUAUUGUUGUGCUUCGUUCUAUCAAUGGCACGAUGGUUGCGCCUGGGAUGUUUUCUUAUGUAGCGUCUAAGUAUGCUGUAAUUGGCAUUGUCAAGACAGCUUCGAGUUUGAAGCGAAAGCAUCAAUUAGAACCAGUGAUUGAGAAUCUUACUUCUCUGAAAAGAGCUGCGUUGCCUGAAGAGAUUGCCGAUCCUGUUGUCUUCUUGUGUAGCCCAGCUGCGAGCUAUGCCAAUGGGACCACUCUCAUGAUCGAUAGUGGAAUGUCUCCGUCCAUGUUCCAAAACAGUCUGUGAAAGAUGGACAAGGAUUUCGCUAAAAUGUAUCGCGUAUGAUUAAACCAUGCCCGUUGACUUGGAGUGCCUAUCGGUACCUUCUGUAUUGAGAGCAGUGUUCUGCUGCUUUAUACAUCUUGAAUGUAGACUGAAUUAAU